AUGGACGAGCAACAGCCUUUGGAGGAGGCCGUCAAUAGCGCAAAUGCUACGCCUCAUGAUACGGAAAAAGAUCACUUGGAACAAAAUAGAGAGCGAGAACAAAGUGGCCGUGAAGAGUACCUCGCAGGGGUAGAGCGACGGAUUGAGGCGUACGAGAAUUGCGCGACGGCUAUCACAGCAGCCACGACGUUUCUACAGGAGCUUAGUGGACAUUUGGAUGCCAUGCAGCAAGCAACACAGCAGCUAAAUGCAUUUACGGGUGGUUGGUUGGCGGUGUGGAAGCGGCCAUCAUUUUAA
Peronospora belbahrii is the source of this 297-nucleotide messenger RNA. The record is from the annotation of a GenBank genome assembly. NCBI's taxonomy places the organism in Eukaryota, Oomycota, Peronosporomycetes, Peronosporales, Peronosporaceae.